Messenger RNA from Strongylocentrotus purpuratus (purple sea urchin), 1461 nucleotides. RefSeq lists its product as uncharacterized. The record is from RefSeq and is a predicted model, not a curated record. The coding region runs from base 1 to 1461 and encodes 486 amino acids. The transcript has 4 exons. NCBI's taxonomy places the organism in Eukaryota, Metazoa, Echinodermata, Echinoidea, Camarodonta, Strongylocentrotidae.
AUGUCCUAUGCCAACCGUGCUCUUAGAGUGUGUUAUGGUCUCUUUGCAACCAGAGAUUUCUCCAAAGGCGAUUUCUUAUUGGAAUAUAGAGGGGUACACAGACCUGAUACAGCUGCUGAAACAGAUGAUGUUGAUAACACCUAUGUGUUUGAGUACAGACAUAAUGGGAAAGAUAUGCUGUGGGAGUUCUGGAUGCUGCACCAUCUGGCUCAAAUGUUCACUGGACCGGAUGAUUUGUACAGGCAUGUUCAUAGAUGUAAAUUGCGACCAGAUGUUGAGGAUGAGGAUGAGACCUGUGAACCACCCAAGAAGAAAAAAAGAACCUUACAUGUUCAAACUGGUAGAAUGAUGCUUCCAGGCCCAUCAGGAGUAAGCCCAAAGGUGCACAUGAUAUUAUCAAUGGGAGUCGAUGAUGAAAUAUUGAGAGUUGUGAAAUCAGAUAGAUUAAUGCAGCAAGUAGCAGAGAGGCUGACAUUGAAGCAUGGGCAUGACAAAGACCAGUAUUCAUAUAUACGGCAAAAAUUGCGUGAACUUGCACGACUGGUUCGUGAGUACAGAAAAUUGAAUGAUCACCCAUCGGCUUCAUUAGUAGAUUUGAUUUGUCCUACCAAAUUUAAUGAGGUCAUAGCUGCAACUAGGAAGGCUGCAGGAUUUAAUGAGGAUACACAUUUGUACACAACACCUAGCCUGGCACUGAAAGUCGGAUAUACACUGGUGACGGCUGCCAAAGUCCUUAUGGGAAAUGCUCUGUUGCAAGCAGAUGCUGGUUUGGAAAAGAAAUGCAAACAGUUCAUCAAAUCAUAUACUCUCAAGUGGGAAGCAGAAGUAAGCACACAUGCACUGCGUACAUUAAAAGUAAACAAGAGAAAUACAUCAAGGCUGCUUCCUUUGACAACAGAUGUUGUUGCACUGUCCAAUUAUGUGAGAAAAGAAACAAAAGAGGGAAAACAGAAGCUGAACAGCUGCAGUAGUGAUGAGACCCUUGACAGAUGGAAACAGUUGGCUGAGGUUACCCUGACCCAGGUGUGUGUUUUCAACAGGAAGCGUCCGGGAGAAGUUUCAAAGAUGCCCCUCAGUGAUUACAAGUGUAUCACAAAAGGAGAAGGUGGAAUAUUUGGUGAAGGCCUAACCAAAUGGGAAAAGGCGUUGUGCAAUGUGGUAUGGAGGGUGGAGAUUAAUGGGAAAUGCAAUAACACUGUACCCGUUUUGCUAACAGAUGACAUGAAAGGCAGCAUUGACUUGUUGAUGGAGAAAAGGUCACAAGUAGUCAAUGAUGGAAAUCCCUACUUGUUUGCAAACCCCGAUGGAAGAGGCCACUUGAGAGCAACUGAUACAGUGCGAAAUCAUGCCCAAAAGUGUGGAGCAAAGUAUCCAGAUCAGCUUAGAUUGACAAAACUCAGGAAGCACAUUGCUAUCAGCUCUCAGAUCAUGAAUUUGAAGGAUAAUGAAGUGGACUUUUAG